Molecule: messenger RNA, 4374 nt
Organism: Aphanomyces astaci
Lineage: Eukaryota; Oomycota; Saprolegniomycetes; Saprolegniales; Verrucalvaceae
Exons: 3
Coding region: 32-4342 (1436 amino acids)
Source: RefSeq, a predicted model, not a curated record
CACGUUCUUCCACCAAACGAUACCUCUCGCAAUGCUGCGGCCGCCUCGGGCCAUGCGAGGACUGGCGCUUGUGGUGUUCCUUGCAACAUGGAUGCAUCAUGCAACCUCCUCGCAUCUAGAGUUCCUUCCGGUUGAUGCGUACUUGUCAUGUACAGAAGAUACAUCGAUCGCCGUGUCUAGCAUCCAACUCUCGUCCACCGACGCCCCGACCACACCCGUCUACGUCCUGAUCGCGGCCAAGCAUGGUUCGUUCAGUGUUCCUUUCACCUCUUGGAAUCGCGCGAACGUUGUCUGCGACGGGCAUUCCUCAGAUGCCACCACCCAACCCACUCCUUCCACGACCCCAGUUCGUACACCCAUGUUGUUAUUUGAAGCCACGCUCGCCACGGCCAACGACAUCCUACGCAGCUUGACCUACCAGCCGGACCGCGACUACAACUUUGAUUGGGCGGGUGAUGGCACGUCGACAUUGUGCAUGCAUCCUCAACAGUCUCUCGAGUCCAUCCAUGUUGAAGCGAUUGAAUCUACCUUGUUGUCCACGCCGUUGUUGACAUCAUCGUGCACCGCGUCGCAACCCAUGACGUUGGAUCUGCAAGCCGUCACACUGGAUUGGCCCGUGUCCGUCGCGGCGGUGAACGACCCACCCACGCUGUCACAUAUUCCCCCUUCGAUGCUUCUAGUUGCCGUCAAGAAUUCCAAUUAUUCUUGCGCACGCCUUCCAUCGUCCAUCUCCAUCGACGACAUCGACGUGAAUGAAGUGCCGUACGGGGGCCACAUGUCUGUCGUCCUAGACAUCGUACCUCUUGGCGCUGCGUUGAUGACCGUAGAUCGCAUCCAAGCCGUAGGAAACGUCAUCUCAGCGACGGAUUUAACUAGUGGAGGAGGUAUCGCCUCGAGUUUCACCAACUCGACCCACGUUGUGGCGUCCAAAGUGCAGCUUGAAGGCACCAUGGCCUCUCUCAACCAGUUCCUUCCACAGGUCUUGGUGUGCGGAUCGACCAACGCCACAUUGACCAUCACAGUGUCGGACAAUGGCGGGUGCGGGGCUCUACAGUCUUUACAUGUGACAGCGUCUCUCCAAGUGAUCGUACCUACUCGUCGAUCGUCCUCUGUCCCAACCACCCCGUCCAACUCCGCUGCUCGCCAUCCAUUUUCAGUAGAUGGGUUGCCAGUGGUCGUGCCAGACGCGACCGUCGCCACGUCGCAGGUGGCGUCCACUACGUUAGUUCAACUGACGGCGUUUCCGACUCCUGCGACAGCGUUCAAAUCGCGGCAACGUCAAGUGACCCAAGUUACAAUCUCCCCAAUUUUCAAUCCGUCGGUGGUCGUGCUAUCGAUCGUGCCUCGAGGAACCGGUCCCGUGACUGGUCAGUUCCAGCUCACAGUGCUGUUUCACGACGUAUCCUGUGUCACACAACCCAUCGCGUACCCUGUCACAGGCGCUGGACUCGAAGCAACAUUUACCGAAGUGCAAACCCGAUGUGGGGCGGCAACUUUUCCGCAAUUUCAAACCGUCUCGUUUCGCUUUCCCAUUCCAGCAGCGCUCGUACAACCCACCGACGGAACCAUGGUGUGGAGCGUCGGCAGCAACCCACGCACGGUCGUCUUGUCAAUCGCAGCAUCCCCAGCAGCCAUCCAAUCGGCGCUUCGUGCUGCCACCGGGUCCAACGCUAUUGUUGUGGUCAAAAUGGAUGGUGGGGAUGCGUUUACGUCGACCUUUCAAGUGCAGGGCAUCGCUGGUACGUCUAUUGUAUCGGUGCCCGUGGUCCAAUGGUGGAAGAGCAACGGGACGGUGGCGUCCACUGUGACCCCAUCCGCUAGUGUUCAAGCGUGGGCGCUUCCGAUUGUAGCAGGGUGCCAUAAUGCAAACGUGUGCACGUUGCAGUUUCUGAACGAUGACGUGCCAGCCGUGAUGCUGUGGUCGAAUGCUCUAGUGGAUCAUUCGGCGAACGUUCCGCCAGAAGGCAACAACGGGAUCGUUGUCGUGCGCCCAGAGAUUCAGCUUGUGGUGCCACCGCCGACCCGUGCUUAUCAAUUGUUUGCAAACGAUGUACUGGUGAAUACCACGGAUGCACAGUGGGGAUGGCAGCAUCGUGUGGACGAUGGGGUAGUAAUGGACACUGUGUCGCAUAUAUCGACAACGUCCUGGACAAUUACGUACACGAGUGCCAGUCCCAUGCGAUUUCGGGUGGAGCCGCGUGGUUUGUACACUGUCACAGCCGAAUUGAUUGCCGCCGUCGACGUGAUGGCACUCACAUUAUCCGUGGACAACCAACCCCCCAGGGCAUUCCAAUGGCCACUAGACCACGCAGAGGUCGUACAGUCAAGGCAAAAUCACAAAACCGCCGGGCCAAUCAAGGCAGCGCCUCGGUUACGCUAUGCCGGAAGCCAGGCGGCUCCAUCGUUGACCGUCCGUCCAGGGCAGUCGCUCCGCAUUGAAUUAGAACUGGUCGACAUAAUUGCGACAACGAAUGGACAGGAUCAGCCGAUCGAAAUGCACUUGGACGCCAAGAUUGGGUGGUUGGCGUGGGACCUGGCUACGCGGUACCGCGUACAGUACACGGUCGGGUCGCUGGCCGGCGGGCGGACGCUGGUUGUCGCGAGUUCGCUAGACAACUUGCAACAGGCGCUCCAUGGUCUUUACUACACGGCACCGGCGUCUUACUAUGGCCCCGACACGCUCACGUUUCGAAUCGGGGGGCUACAUGAUGAUGCUACCGCCGCCACAGCCCCCCUCCAAGUCCAAGUGGACGUGCCGCUGGUGCUGCUGCCUCCAGAAAUCACAUCCGCUUCCCGUUUGUCGUCCAACUUACGAGCUGUGGAAGACACCGCGCUGAUGUUCACAGGGCUGUUUCACGUGCAUUUUUCACCCACAACGCCCUCCACAUGUUCGUCGACGCUGGUGGUGACGAUGAUCACACAGUCGGGACGUAUGCUGACCAGGCAAAACGACUUGGUCCGUCCUAGACCGCCAAAUGUAGAUAUGUUUAAUACUCCGCACCUAGAGUUGCUCAGCAACGACCCAGUGCUUGGCGUGGAUAUGGACGACGUCGUCUACCUACCAAACCCGAAUUUUGCGGGAGUGGACACCCUGGCCAUCCACGCGGUUCAAGUCACAACGUGCGGGGUCGUCAAUGUAACCGCCGAGGCUUUCCGACACGUGUGGAUUCUCGUCGAGCCCGUGGCAGAUGCUUUGGAACUGCACUGGUCCAACUCUACUUUUCAUGUCGCUGCUCCUCUUUCGACUUCGUCUGCGACGCUGCUUCCGCCUGUGACGCUGUCGGCAGCGGACGCCCAGUUUGCCUUGUUCUCCAACUCGUACGCCGUAGAAGUGACCGCGAUGGCCACAGUUGGUACCGUGUUCUUUGCAUCCAGCAAUCCACCGAGGAAUGUCGUCGUGUGUUCGGUUCACGAGGCACCUACCUUCCUCCGCCAACUCAUGUACACCCCUAGUAAUAGUUCUGCGACAGCGUUCGAUCUCCUAUCGGACCUUGUCGUUGUGACGGCGCGACCGUUCGGAUCGGUUGAUCCGCCUGUGCAGGUCACGUUGAACGUGCCCAUCCCGCCAUCGAUCAAUCAUCCUGCCGAGUGUGCAUCGUUUUCAGCGGUCCAUGUUGGUGUUCAAGAAGACUUGGUGACAGAGCUAACAUCUUUCAUCAAGUAUCCUCCUCGUCCGAGGGGUAUUACUGUCGUGGCCUCUGUGAAAACCGGCUGGCUGAGUGUGGAUGGCCCAACCAACUUUACCAAUCGCGUCAAGCAAGUGGUAGUCGAUACCCCCCGCCGCCUUUUUUACCAGCCUGGCGUGAACUUUGCCGGCCAAGACAAGCUACAGCUCUCGUGUCGGGAUGGCCAAGUCGUAACUUUCACGUCGACGUUGCCUGUGACAGUGCACGCGGUCAACGACGUUCCGACGUGGGAUGCCGUCGCCACCAACAUCACGGUGCAGUCGGGCACUUUAAACGGUGUGUGCAAUUUGUGGGCUCUUCGCGAUGUAGACGCUUCCAGUCGGUCGGUGUACCGUGUCGUGUUAACUGUGUACGGGGGACAGAUCACACUGCCGACGUUUCUUCCUGGCAUGUACGUCGAGACACUGAACCAAAUCGACAAGCAAGAGCACGUGCUAAGGGGGUCAUUGGAUCACCUAAAUUCGUUAUUUACAUCGUGCGAAAUGACAUUUGCAGCAACACCAACAUACCACCUCUCGCCACUACACUCGGAGGCCCCGACCACGAAUAGCCGGCUUGUGAUUUGUGUCGAAGAACUUCUCAGCCUCCCCAAUGAAGUAUCAGCCCCGCAAAUCGACCCGCAGUGUGCGUCAGUGCUGUUGGAUAUUAACUACUAACAUUAAGUAGUAGUACACUUGCUCGUUCUGGC